This is a messenger RNA of Oreochromis niloticus (Nile tilapia), 1086 nucleotides long. RefSeq names its product tachykinin receptor 3-like (gene tacr3l). Bases 1 to 1086 code for a protein of 361 amino acids. Gene Ontology annotation, molecular function: tachykinin receptor activity. The transcript is spliced from 5 exons. Gene Ontology annotation, biological process: positive regulation of flagellated sperm motility; G protein-coupled receptor signaling pathway. NCBI's taxonomy places the organism in Eukaryota, Metazoa, Chordata, Actinopteri, Cichliformes, Cichlidae. The record is from RefSeq and is marked provisional. Gene Ontology annotation, cellular component: sperm midpiece; plasma membrane.
AUGGAAAACACAACCAGAGGUCUGACCAACCAGUUCGUGCAGCCUCCGUGGCGCGUCGCGCUGUGGUCGGUGGCUUACAGCACAGUGCUGGCCGUGGCGGUCUUCGGGAACCUGAUAGUGAUUUGGAUUAUUCUGGCGCACAAGCGGAUGAGGACUGUCACCAACUAUUUCCUGCUGAACUUGGCUUUCUCUGACGUUUCCAUGGCCGCUUUCAACACGCUCAUCAACUUCAUCUACGCGGCUCACGGAGAGUGGUACUUCGGGCAGGUGUACUGCAGGUUCCACAACUUCUUUCCCGUCACCGCCGUGUUUGCCAGCAUCUACUCCAUGACCGCGAUCGCCAUCGACAGGUACAUGGCGAUCAUCCACCCUAUGAAGCCUCGUCUGCCUGCUAAAGCCACUCUGGGGGUCAUUGUCUGUAUCUGGAGCUUGGCUGUGGUUCUGGCCUUCCCGCUCUGCUACUUCUCCACCAUCCGAACUCUGCCCCAAAGGACCGUCUGCUACGUGGCCUGGCCCCGCAUGGCUGAAGACUCCUUCAUGUAUCAUAUCAUAGUUACAGUUCUGGUCUACAUACUGCCCUUAGUGGUGAUGGGCAUCACCUAUACCAUUGUGGGGGUGACACUAUGGGGAGGUGAGAUCCCUGGAGAUUCAUCUGAUAACUACCAAGGACAGCUACAGGCCAAAAGGAAGGUGGUGAAGAUGAUGAUUAUUGUAGUGGUUACCUUCGCCCUCUGCUGGCUGCCGUAUCAUGUCUACUUCAUCGCGACGGGUCUCAACAAGCGUCUGAGCAAGUGGAAGUACAUCCAGCAGGUUUACCUGUCCGUGCUGUGGCUUGCAAUGAGCUCCACCAUGUACAAUCCCAUCAUCUACUGCUGCCUCAAUAGCAGGUUUCGAGCUGGUUUCAAGCAGGUUUUCCGCUGGUGCCCUUUUGUCCGGGUGUCGAGCUACGAUGAGCUGGAGCUCCAAAGCACAAGACUUCGACCGUGUCACCAGAGCAGCGUGUGCACCAGCAUCCUGAGCAAAGACAAGAGCACUCGUGGAAACAGGUCGAAACCCAACUCUGAGCUGAAUAAUAAAGACAGUUAG